Auxenochlorella protothecoides is the source of this 1962-nucleotide messenger RNA. RefSeq names its product ABC transporter B family member 28. The coding region runs from base 1 to 1962 and encodes 653 amino acids. NCBI's taxonomy places the organism in Eukaryota, Viridiplantae, Chlorophyta, Trebouxiophyceae, Chlorellales, Chlorellaceae. The transcript has 5 exons. Gene Ontology annotation, molecular function: ATP binding; ABC-type oligopeptide transporter activity; ATP hydrolysis activity. The record is from RefSeq and is a predicted model, not a curated record. Gene Ontology annotation, cellular component: membrane. Gene Ontology annotation, biological process: transmembrane transport.
AUGGUGUGUGUGGCCUGCAACCUCGUGUCUCCCGUGCUCUCCGGCGCCCUGUUUGAGAACCUGGUGCAGCAGCAGCCCUUUGAGCAGUACAAGCUGUUGCUGGUGGGCCUGGCGGCAACAUACACGGUGGAGCCGCUGCUGACCCAGGUCUACAUCAGGUCGGCCUGCGCCGCGGGCGAGGCGGUGCAGGCCAGCCUUCGCUCCGAGGCCUUCCGUACGCUUCUCAUGCAGCGCAUCGAAUUCUUUGAUGCUCACAGGUCCUCUGAGCUGACCGCCCUCAUCUGCAAGGACCUGGACACGGUACGCUCGCUGGUCUUCAACAAUGUCUCACGCGACCGCGGCCUGCGAGCACUGCUGGAGGCCACUGGCUCGGUGCUGGUGCUGGGCCUGCUCUCCUGGCGGCUGGGGCCCGUGCUGGCGGGCGUGAUCCUGGCGGCGGGGGCCACCGCUUUCCUCUACCGCGCCCAGACUCGGGCCGUGGAGCGUGCGGCGGCGGCCGCCGCCGCGCGCAUGGCCGAGGCGGCAGACGAGACCUUUGCCAACAUCCGCACUGUGCGCGUGUUUGCAGGGGAGGGGCUGGAGCGGGAGCGCUUCGACCGCCACGUGGCCGAGGCGCGGCAGGCGGGCCUGGGCUUCAGCAGGGCCAAGGCGCUGCUGGAGAGCGUGAAUCGCGGCGCCACCCACGCCUCCCUCCUCGCCCUCUACGCCCUCGGGGGCUACCUGGUGAGCCGGGGCCUGCUGCCCACGGGCACGAUGCUGACGGCCAUCGGCUUCACCUUCAGCCUGGUGUUCGCGACGCAGGGCAUGCUGCAGAGCUUCAUCGACGCGCGGACCACAGCCGCCGCCCUCCUCCGUGUGCAGGGCGUGCUGGCGGAGCUGCCGCCCGACCCCUCCAUGGCUGCCAGCCUGGCGCCAGGCGCGUGGUGGGAGGUGGCCAACGCCGCGGCAGACGCCUGCGAGCUUCCAGGGACGAGCAACGCAGAGAACCGGCCCGGCGACGGGAAUAGGAGCCGUGCGACCUCCAUCUCCCCUGCGUCUGGGGCCGUGGAUGAUGGAACCCCCGCCUCCGGCGGCCCGACCCACAGCAGCAGCAGCUCUUCCGAGCGCGGCAACACAAACGACACCGGCAUCCCGACCACAUCACCCCGCCCGGCUCCCGCGCCCUUGCCCACCGGCGACGUCGUCUUCAAAGACGUCUGGUUCUCCUACCCCGCCCGCCCCGAGCGGCCGGUCCUGCGUGGCCUGAACCUGCGCCUGCCGGCCGGCCGGGUAACCGCGCUGGUGGGGCACUCCGGGGCGGGCAAGUCCACGGUGGGCCUGCUCAUCCAGCGCCUGUACUCUGUCGACUCUGGCGAGAUCAGCCUGGGCGGCGUUCCCAUCCAGUCCUUUUCCCGCGAGGCCUGGGUGGCGGGGGUCACCGCGGUGGCCCAGGAGCCGCGCCUCUUCUCCGGCACGGUGGCGGAGAACAUCGCGUACGGCGCGCCGGAGGCCACGUCGAUCGAGGUGGAGCGCGCGGCGCGCGCCGCUCACGCCCACGACUUCGUCACGGGCCUGCCGCUGGGCUACGACACGCGCGUGGGCGAGCGCGGCGGCCUGCUCUCCGGCGGCCAGCGCCAGCGCGUGGCCCUGGCGCGCGCCUUCCUGCGCGACGCGCCGAUCCUGGUGCUGGACGAGGCGACCUCAGCGCUGGACGCGGCGAGCGAGGCGGCGGUGCAGAGCGCGCUGCGCACGCUGACUGCGCAGCGCACGGUGCUGGUCAUCGCACACCGGCUGUCCACGGUGCAGGCGGCGGACCAGAUCCUGGUGCUGGAGGAGGGGCGGGUGGUGGAGGCAGGGGCGCACGAGGAGCUGCUGGCGCGGGGGGGGCGGUACGCGCACCUCGUGUCGGCGCAGACCCUGGUGCUGGGCGCGCCGGGCAGAGGCGGGGCGGGCGUGCCGGACGGGACGUACAACGGGAGGUGA